Oldenlandia corymbosa var. corymbosa is the source of this 1016-nucleotide messenger RNA. Lineage: Eukaryota; Viridiplantae; Streptophyta; Magnoliopsida; Gentianales; Rubiaceae. The record is from the annotation of a GenBank genome assembly.
ACCAUUUUGUCCUAGUUCAAAACCCCUUUUCAUUCUCUCAAAUCUUACUUUGUGGGCUCAAAUAUUUGGCGCCUAAAUUUGAAUUAGACAACUGAAAUAACCACUCAGUAACGUUAAAUUUCUCUAUUAAGCAGUUUUCACGUUCCAUUUCAUGUCAUCUUCAAUCACAGUAGACAUCAUUUUACGAAUCUCAAUCACCCUACACAUUUUGUUAGGUAGCUAGUGGAGAAUUGAAUCAUGUCCUGGGAGGAGGCCAAAAUUCGAGAGGAAUUACAAAUGGAAGUGGAAAGAGAGCUGGAAGAAGAAAUCAAGGAAGGAAUUUGUCACCUGGCUUUUAGGCUGCAGAGACUAUAUCAGCAGCAGCAGAAAGAGAGGAAGGCAAGAGGUAUUAAUAACACUUCCAAAAUUCUUUCAGAGGUAAGCAUUAGUAUCAAACUGGAAGGCGGGACUAAGAUCGAAAUCAAGGAGAUUAAGAAACAAUUACCGCCCGAAAAUCGCGUUAUUCGGACUACUCCUAAAGUUGAUUAUCAAAUGGCUCAUGUGCAACGAAUUAUGGCUUGUCGACCUCCUCCCCAUAGAAAGAAAUUUGACUGGGCUAAUAGCCUACGAUCAGAACCAAGUGCUAAAAAAGUUCAUUCUUCUUCUAUGAGUAAUGGGCUUGAUGCUAAAAGUAAAAUAAAUGCUUGGAAGCAGAACAACUAGAAGUGAUGGAGAGACUAAUAUGGCCGCUGUGGUCCGAUCUUCAUUGCACUUGAUGAGACUGUAUUUUGUUUUAUUAGUACUUGUUCCUGUGUAACACAUUCAAAAGCCUUUUUUUUUCCUUUAAAAAUAAACCUUUUUGUAUAGCUAGUUUCUCGAAUAAUGACGCGGUGACGAACUUGAUUGCAAAAUAAACAUUUUGCACCAAUGCCAAGUCGCCGGAUUAUUUGGUCAUCAGCCAGCAGCGGUAUGGCAAUAUUGCAAUGUCCUUAGGAUGAUUUUUUUCACAAAAACAAACUUUGGUACUUCCUCCGUCC